This is a messenger RNA of Myzus persicae (green peach aphid), 3435 nucleotides long. RefSeq lists its product as uncharacterized. The coding region runs from base 747 to 3422 and encodes 891 amino acids. The transcript has 9 exons. Lineage: Eukaryota; Metazoa; Arthropoda; Insecta; Hemiptera; Aphididae. The record is from RefSeq and is a predicted model, not a curated record.
GGAUCGCAUCACACGUAUUUUUCGUACGUUUUAGACCAAUAAGCGGUGGUAAAUUACACAUACUUCCGAAUGUCCGAUUUUAACUUUUAAUACAUGUAUGAAUUCUUUGACAAAUUAACUACGCUUUCUAGGAAGUCGAUUUUCAAUUUUCAAUUUUAAAAAACCAUAAAAUUAAGAUAUUUUUUUUAAAAAUCUCAUGAAAUAAUUGCAUUACAUUUGUAUUUAUUUUGGGAACAUCUGGCUUUAAAUCAAAAAAGUGGUUCCUACAAAGCAUAGUUUAGAAGCUCAGGAAUUCAACCCUUUUUUCGAAAUUACAAUCGAACUUCAGGAAGUAUGUUUAAUUUACUACCGCUUUUAGUAGUUUUUAUAGGUUAUGCACACAAGAAUAUAUUUCGUUUCUUGCGAUUUAUUGACUUGUGCGUGCGCGUGCGAGAAUUACAUUCGCCGGCUGCCCGACGCGGCGCGACAGUGAUUCUCGGAAAUACUUAGCCGAUAAGAGUUACUGGAUAGGUAUAGAAAAAUAAUACUAAUGGGCAACAAUAAUAAUGAUUAUUUCCAAAAUUAUAUAUAUUAUAAUAAUAUGUACAACCCAUGUAUAUUUCAAAAAGAAAUAAUAUACUACCUAUCACCUAUGUGCUAUGAUUUAUAAAUCAUUAGACAUUUCAUUUCAACACUAAGCGCCGAUCAGCAAAGUUGUCUGUAAGUUAGUAGUGUUUUGAGUUAUUUUUUUUUUAUUUUUUGACAAAAUGGGUAAAGACUGGCGUUUUGGGCAAAAAACUAGAUGCAAGCUAAGUGCACCUAGGACAAAAAAAUAUCGAAUUAAAAAUUUACAAUUAAUUAAGAAAAAAAGUGAUAUAAAUAAUAGCUGCAAUGAUCAGGAAAAUACACAUUUACCAGUAUCUGAAAAUGUUACGAUAAAUGAAAACAAUAUAGAACUUCCAACUGUCACGAGGACUAAAACCAAUGAUUUAAAAUUUAUGAACGCCGAAUCUUCGUAUCAUGACAACUUUGCCUUUCAAACUAAAUCAUUUUUUGCUUCUACUCCGUUAAACACAAAGUUAUUUACUGAAGUACUUGGGGAGGAAAAUAAUAGUGCAGAAAUAAAUAACUCAUUUAAUUGUCUAGAUGGGAGAAGAUUGGUCAAUAUUAGAUAUAUUUUUGAGUCUAUUCAAUCGAUAAGACACCAAGGGUUUGAUUGUUCAUUUCGUGACUUGGAAUUUACUAAAGAGAAAAGGAAAGGAUUUUGCAGUACUUUUUGUUUUACUUGCAAAGUAUGUGGCUCAAUUGAAAAUAUUAAUAGUGAAAAUCCUUCUGAUAACAUAAAUAUAAAUGUUAAUAUGGCCGUUGUAUCUGCCGUUGUAUCUGCCGUUGUAAAUACUGGUCAAGGAUAUGCCCAACUAGAAGAAUUUGCUGCAACUUUGAAUAUGCCGGUAAUUUCUAAUAGGAUGUACCAAGAAAUGCAUUCAAAAGUGUUUCAUUAUACCCACAAAAUGGCUUUGGAAGGAAUGUUAUUAGCAGGGAAAGAAGAAGGUAGGUUAGCUGUUGAAAGGGGUGAUGUAGACCAGCAAGGACGUCCUAAAAUAGCUGUUGUAGCCGACGGUGCUUGGAGUAAACGAUCCUAUAGAACCAACUAUAAUGCAUUAUCUGGUGUUGCUUGUAUUAUUGGAGCAGUUACUAAAAAAGUUAUUUUUUUCGGAGUCAGAAAUAAAUUCUGUUGUGUGUGUUUUUCGGCCAAAAAGCUUGAUAAAGAGGCAGGGCCUCAUAGUUGUUUUUUGAAUUGGGAUGGACCUUCAACAGCUAUGGAAGCCGACAUAAUUGUUGAUGGGUUUAAACAUAGUUUAGAGAUGCACAAUGUUAUUUAUUCACAGCUAAUUGGUGAUGGAGAUAGCAGCGUUAUGAAACGUUUACGCAUUGCCAAACCCUAUGGACCUAAUUGCAUUGUAAAAAAAGUUGAAUGCAGCAACCAUUUACUGAGGAACUACAUUAACAGAUUACGAGAUUUAACAAACAAAAGAAAAAAUUCUAAAGGUGAGCCAAUACCGGGUUAUCUCAGAAAAAUUAUACAAACUCGUCUAUUGCGAUUACGGUACGCUGUCACUGAGGCUGUAAAAUAUAAUCAACAACUUCAGACAAAUAUACCAUACGAAACCAGAUUGAUGGUUUUAAAAUCAGAUUUGGUAAAUGGGCCUAACCAUGUGUUUGGGGAUCAUACUAACUGUAGACAGUACUUCUGCCAGGGCACAAAAGAAGGUGAAGAUAAUCUUGUAGAUGAGUUAAAACGAUUUGAACUAUGGGAUGAUAUAACACGUGCUAGAAAUUUACUGACCUACCACACGGAAAGUCUUAUGUAUAAUUUUAAUAACAAUGCGGCAGAACUUUACAAUUCAAUAUUAGCCAAAUUUAUCGGCGGAAAACGGGUCAACUUUUCUCACAAAGGUUCUUAUGAACUUCGCUGUAACGCGGCAGUUACAGCUUACAACGAAGGGGCAAAUCGUCUAUCUUCGUUUAAUAAACAAAUAACUGAUAAAAGCCCGGGAAUGUAUACUAAACAUUACAUAAAAAAAAGUGAAAGGAGAAUCGAAAAUCAUAACCGACGUCGUUGCCUUUUUAAAACAACUGAACGUCCAAAAACUGCUGUCAAACCAUUGACCAAUACCGGACCAGAUGAAAAUUACGGAAAUGUAUUACAUGACCCGUUUUUAGAUUUGACCGAAAGCCAAAUUGAAGAGCAUAAACGUGAAUACUUGAAUAAAUUAUCAUUAUCAAAGAGUCAAAUAAAAAUGUUGGAAAUGAGAACGAGAAGGCAACACCAGUGUGAAGAAUGGUAUAUUGAAAGGAAAAAACGUCUUACAGCAUCCAUUUUCGGGAAAGUGUGUAAAAUGCGUGAUAAAACGUCACGUGCUAAAACUGUAAAUGAUAUUUUAUUUGGCACAUUCACUGGAAAUGCCGCCACUAGGUAUGGAAUUGCCAAUGAAGUAAUUGCUAAAGAACAAAUGGAAGACAUUCUAAAGCAAAAAAUACAACCGGCAGGUUUAAUUGUUGACAACAAUAUGCCAUUUAUAGCAGCCUCCCCUGACGGAAUAUUGGAUGAUGAAUCAUUAAUUGAAAUUAAGUGUCCAGCUAGUGCAAAAGACCUUACACCAGAAGAUGCUAUACAGGACAAGAAAAUUAAAUGUUGCUCAAUUAAGGAUGGGCAAUUGUACUUGAAACGCAACGAUAAUUAUUAUUAUCAAGUACAGGGUCAACUGCAUAUCAGUCAAAAAACUUAUUGCUACUUUUGUAUAUGGACCCCAAAAGGUUUGAUGUAUGAAAAAAUAAAACGAGACGACGAUUUUUGGAAAAACAACAUGGAAAUCAAAAUUAAAACGUUUUAUUUAGAACAUCUUUUACCCGUGUUAACCAAAGAGAACUUGCUGCAAUAAAUCUACCGCAAUA